ACCAAAUUUAGCAAAGGUAUGAAGAGAGAAGAGAAACGGCAAAAGCUCCAUGAAGGGCUCCUUAGGAUGCUCUAUCCUCCUCCACCAUCACCUCCUUCCCAAGAAGAAAACAGUGACGACGAACCAUUUGACAUUCUCGAACAAGGCGAUCAAAUUCCAGGUUUUCUUGCUAACAUGAAUCAACUGGAAAAGGAUAGGGGUUCUUCCUCCUCUGGCGACCAGGAGGAGACUGAUCAUGGGUCUGAGAAGCUCACAAGGGCACAGAGGAAGAGGAUUCGACGGAAGAAGCUUAAGGAAGCCUCCUCACGCCGCCAGAAUAUAAUAGGGCCGUUGUUGCCUACUGAAGAGAUUGAUCGUGAGGAUGUAAAUGUGAGUACGCCACCACAAGGUGUUCGACAAAAUGCCAAUGAGACAGAUGAUGCAGAUUCUUGCUUGAAACAAAACAAACAAAAACAAAGAAGAAUGGCUAAACGUUUGGUUGGUGGCAGCUCAAAAUCAACUGGGGAUGACAACAAGACUUGAAAGCUCCAUUUCUUUGGCCGAGGGAUAAGAAAACUUGACUGACUGCUUAAAGAAGGGUCAUUGCAAAGCGAAAAUUUUGAAAUCGGAUUUGAUACAACUGCUGACAAAAAUUUUAAGAGGUUGUGUUAUUUUUUCAUAACU
Messenger RNA from Solanum verrucosum, 663 nucleotides. RefSeq lists its product as uncharacterized. The record is from RefSeq and is a predicted model, not a curated record. The transcript is spliced from 4 exons. The coding region runs from base 19 to 522 and encodes 167 amino acids. Lineage: Eukaryota; Viridiplantae; Streptophyta; Magnoliopsida; Solanales; Solanaceae.